Parascedosporium putredinis is the source of this 543-nucleotide messenger RNA. The record is from the annotation of a GenBank genome assembly. NCBI's taxonomy places the organism in Eukaryota, Fungi, Ascomycota, Sordariomycetes, Microascales, Microascaceae.
AUGAUUUCGGCAUUCGGCGAGACUACUGCUACCCCAUACUUCAUCUACCGUCUUCGCGACGCCAUGCUUGCCGACCCCACAGGCCGUCGUAUCCUUCGCGACCGCCCCCGCAUGACGUCUACCUCCCUCAACCUCGAGGUUUCUCCAGACACACGGCCGCACGUUCGGUUUAUCGACGACGCCGAGUGCGCGUACGUCAUGCAGCGGUACCGCGAGUGUCACGACUUUUACCACGCCCUCACGGGACUCCCCAUCGUGCGCGAGGGCGAGGUCGCGCUAAAGGCCUUCGAGUUUGCAAACUUGGUGAUCCCCAUGACAGGGCUGAGCACUCUGUCUGUGCUGACACUGAAGCCGGCAGAGAGAAAGCGAUUCUUUGAAACGUACCUGCCCUGGGCGCUGAGAAACGGGCUCAAGGCAAAAGACGUCAUCAAUGUGUACUGGGAGGAGCAGAUGGAGAGGGACGUGGGCGAGCUGCGGGCGGAGCUGGGCAUAGAGAAGCCCCCGAUAUGCGGCAUAUACGCAAGCAGGCAAGGGAGGAGAUGA